AUAUUGUCAAUCCAAAAGUUCCAGCUGGCUCCAAAGAUGCAACAAAAAACUUCAACUAUGAUUAUUCAUAUUGGUCACAUGAUGUAUCAGAUCCAAAUUUCUCUUCACAAAUCAUGGUUUACAAGGACAUAGGGGAAGAAAUGUUACAACAUGCAUUCGAAGGUUAUAAUGUUUGUAUAUUUGCAUAUGGACAAACUGGUGCUGGGAAAUCAUAUACAAUGAUGGGAAGGCAAGAGGAGGAAGGACAGGAAGGAAUCAUUCCACAGAUCUGUAAGGAUCUCUUUCAGAGGAUUCGGAAUACGUCAUCAGAAGAACUGAAAUAUUCAGUUGAGGUGAGUUACAUGGAAAUUUACUGUGAACGUGUGCGAGACCUGCUCAAUCCCAAGAACAAGGGAAACCUACGUGUAAGAGAACAUCCCCUACUUGGUCCAUAUGUGGAGGACCUUUCGAAGCUCGCUGUCACUUCAUAUCAAGACAUACAUGACCUCAUAGAUGAGGGUAAUAAAGCAAGAACUGUUGCUGCAACAAACAUGAAUGAAACUUCAAGUCGUUCACAUGCUGUGUUCACCAUAUUCUUCACUCAGCAACGCGUUGAUAAGACCACAGAACUUUCUACAGAGAAAGUGAGUAAAAUCUCACUAGUUGAUCUGGCGGGAUCAGAGCGAGCAGACUCAACUGGAGCUAAGGGCACACGUCUCAAGGAGGGUGCUAAUAUCAAUAAAAGUCUGACCACACUUGGGAAGGUCAUCUCUGCUCUCGCAGAAGUGGUGGCAACUAAAAAGAAAAAGAAAGCUGAUUUUAUUCCUUAUCGAGAUUCGGUUUUGACUUGGCUCUUGAGGGAGAAUCUCGGAGGAAACUCCAAAACUGCCAUGAUAGCAGCUAUUAGCCCUGCUGACAUCAAUUAUGAUGAAACCCUGUCAACUCUCAGGUAUGCUGAUCGAGCAAAGCAGAUUGUAUGCAAGGCUGUUGUCAACGAGGAUGCUAAUGCCAAACUCAUCCGAGAACUGAAAGAAGAGAUCAUGCGCCUGCGUGACUUGCUGAAGGCAGAAGGCAUUGAAGUCCAGGAAGGGCCAGAUGGUAAAGUCAUAUAUGAAAAGAAAGAGAAUAACAAUAAGAAUAACAAUUGGGAAGAAGGUAUAGGAAUGAAGGUUGUGAAACGAGACAGUGACCGCCAGCUUGUGGCUCCAGCAUCCACUAUUGCUGAAGAGGCAGUGGAUCAGUUGCAAGCAAGUGAGAAGCUGAUUGCUGAACUGAAUGAAACGUGGGAAGAGAAGUUGAAGCGCACAGAAGCCAUCAGACUGCAGAGAGAGGCCGUGUUUGCAGAAAUGGGAGUUGCAGUUAAGGAAGAUGGAAACACAGUUGGUGUCUUCUCUCCGAAGAAGACUCCACAUCUUGUGAAUCUGAAUGAAGAUCCUUCCAUGUCUGAGUGCUUACUGUACUACAUUAAGAACGGUUUCACUCGUGUUGGCUCUGCGGAAGCCAAUAUUCCGCAAGACAUACAACUCAGUGGUUCCCAUAUUCUGAGUGAACACUGUGUCUUUGAGAACCAUGAAGGAGUCAUCACAAUGACUCCGCAGGAAGGGGCACUCUGCUAUGUCAAUGGCAGGGAAGUAAAGGAGACUGUUGUCCUCAAGACUGGCUCUCGGGUAAUCCUUGGCAAGAACCACGUCUUCAGGUUCAAUCACCCUGAUCAAGCACGUGAGCGUCGGGAGAAAACAUCACCAGCAGAAAAUCCAGCUCCAGAAUGCAUUGAAAAAACUUCUCCAGCUCAGACUCCAGGAAAUGGAGAAACUGUGGACUGGAACUUUGCACAGAUUGAGCUGCUGGAGAAACAGGGCAUUGACCUAAAGGUAGAGAUGGAGAAGAGGCUCCUUGUGCUGGAAGAACAAUUCCGAAAGGAGAAGGAAGAAGCAGAUCAACUCUUUGAAGAACAACGUAAGAGCUAUGAAGCAAGAAUUGAUGCCCUUCAAAAGCAAGUGGAAGAACAAAGUAUGACCAUGUCCAUGUACAGCUCAUACACACCAGAAGACUUCAACAAUGAGGAAGAUAUCUUUGUCAACCCCUUGUUUGACGCAGAGUGCAACUGGAGUGAUCGUGAGUACCAGUUGGCUGCAUGGGCAUUCAGGAAGUGGAAGUUCCAUCAGUUCACUUCACUGCGGGAUGACCUCUGGGGAAACGCUAUAUUCCUCAAGGAAGCUAAUGCAAUCUCUGUUGAGCUGAAAAAGAAGGUACAGUUCCAAUUCACCCUCCUCACAGACACCCUAUACUCACCCCUGCCUGUUGAUCUGCUGCCUGCAUUGGACGAGGAUGAUGAGGAGGAUAGACCACUUCCACGUACCAUUGUGGCAGUAGAGGUGCAGGACACCAAGAAUGGGGCCACCCACUAUUGGACUCUUGAGAAGCUCAGACAUCGGUUGGAACUCAUGCGUCAUAUUUACAACGAAGAUCUUAGCCCCGAGACACCGGAGGCGAAGGAUGACUUUUUCCAAUGUCUUUCUGUCUGUGCUAAUCAGAAGUUCUCGCUUGCAAAUCUUUUGCCUUCGAGGUUGGUGCUCACUAGCAAAAUACAGCGACUUGAGCUGAUGAGAGAGAUGUAUCACAAUGAAGCUGAGCUGUCUCCAACAUCACCAGACUACAAUAUCGAGUCUCUGACAGGAGGAGACCCAUUCUAUGACCGCUUCCCUUGGUUCAGGAUGGUCGGCAGAGCGUUUGUGUAUCUCAGCAAUUUAAUGUAUCCAGUCCCACUUAUCCAUAAAGUUGCUAUUGUUAAUGAGAAAGGAGAUGUGAAAGGUUACCUCAAAGUUGCGGUUCAAGCUGUCAUUGAAGAGGAGAACAGUGAGUACUUGAGUGGUGUAAGACAGUCUGCUCGCAUUUCAUUCGAUGACGAACUUUUCAUUGGUCAGCAACGCCCAUCAAAACGCAGCACAUUGUUGGCUCAAACGUUGGAAAAGAAUCAACAGCAUAUAGAUGAGAGAGUGGUAGAAGGACAGGGCAAUAUCCAGGAUCCCUGCAAGGAUCAACAGGACAUUCCAGACAAAGUGGAGGCACAAGAAAAUGGCAAGGAUUCCUGCAAAGUUGAUGAAAUUGACGGUGAUGCAGACAGUGGUCGAGGUGACAGCUCUGUGUCAUCUGACAUGAAGGAGGAAGAUUUACCAGAGCAUCUGCAGGUUGGAAAUGAAUUUACAUUCCGAGUCACGGUUCUACAAGCUGUUGGCAUUUCGACAGAGUAUGCUGACAUCUUCUGCCAGUUCAACUUCCUUCAUCGGCAUGAUGAAGCAUUUUCUACUGAACCAGUUAAGAACACAGGAAAAGGACCACCAUUGGGCUUCUACCAUGUCCAGAAUAUAACUGUAACGGUAACAAAGUCAUUCCUGGAGUAUUUGAAGUCACAGCCUAUUGUGUUUGAAGUGUUUGGCCACUACCAGCAGCAUCCAUUACACAAAGAUGCCAAGCAGGAGGGUGGACAGUACGUGCGCCAGCCUCCUAAACGGAUGCUUCCCCCAUCUAUCCCUAUCAGUCAGCCAGUGCGGUCACCCAAGUUCGGGGUCCUGCCAUCACCUAGCACCAGCCAUGUUCAUGCCAAGUACGAUGUCCUGGUUUGGUUCGAGAUCUGUGAAUUAGCUCCAAAUGGAGAAUAUGUGCCAGCAGUGGUGGACCACAGUGAUGAUCUACCCUGCCGUGGCCUGUUCCUAUUGCACCAAGGGAUCCAGCGUCGUAUACGAAUUACUAUUGUUCAUGAGCAUGCCCCAGAGUUGCGGUGGAAGGAUGUCCGAGAACUGGUUGUUGGUCGCAUCAGAAAUACCCCAGAACCUGAGGAGGAAGACAAUGAUAGUUCUGUACUGUCUCUGGGCCUGUUCCCUGGUGAAUACGUGGAGAUCCCUGGAGACGACCGCUGCAUGUUCCGCUUUGAAGCUGCAUGGGACAGUUCCUUACACAACUCAGUGCUCUUAAACAGGGUCACAUCAUACGGAGAGCAGAUCUUCAUGACAAUUUCAGCAUAUCUAGAGCUUGAAAACUGUGGCCGCCCAGCCAUCAUCACAAAAGACCUUAGCAUGAUAAUUUAUGGUCGUGAUGCUAGGACAGGUCCUCGCUCAUUGAAACACCUAUUCUCUGGGAACUAUCGCAAUGCAGAGGCAAAUCGAUUAUCUGGCGUGUACGAGCUGGUACUGAAGAGAGCAUCGGAAGCAGGUAGCCCAGGAGUUCAGCGUCGUCAGCGUCGCGUUCUAGACACGAGUUCAACAUAUGUGCGUGGUGAAGAGAAUCUGCAUGGUUGGAGACCUCGUGGUGACAGCCUCAUUUUUGACCACCAGUGGGAGCUUGAGAAAUUGACAAGGCUUGAAGAAGUUGAGCGUGUACGCCACAUGUUACUCCUGCGGGAGCGGUUAGGAAUUGAUAAAACUAUACAGACUACUCGCAGUUGUGACUUUACCAAGUCAGAGAAGGAGGUAUGUAACAUGGUAGCCAAGGCAACAAAUGAGGGUCGAGCCAGUCCCGUGGUACACAAGUCUCCCAGCAAAGAUGUUUAUGAGCCAUGGGAAAUGACUGAGAAGGAAAGCGAGCUGACCCUAAAGUGUGUGAAACUGAUUCAAGGGAGGAUACCAAGUAAGGAUUUGCCUAUCACAAAACACAACGAUGUGUCUCCAAGUGAAGAGGCCACAGACAUGAGCGCUAGUCUUAUUUCCAACUCAUCAAUAGAAUUAUGCUCACCAGAGAAGACUCGAACAGUAUUACCAGAACAGUAUAUAUUCUCCAGUGGACCCACUGGUGAGGGGCAGUGCACACCUCAGGUGCCUCAGCCUGUAGGCAGCUCAUCCCCCGGUAGGGAGCAAUUGGUCCUAUAUGUCCCUGAGAUGGAAGAGAUCCGCAUCAGCCCUGUUGUUGCCAGGAAGGGCUACCUCAAUAUCCUGGAGCAGAAAACAAAUGGCUGGAAGAAGAGAUGGGUGGCGGUGCGACGGCCCUAUGUGUUCAUUUUUCGUGAAGAGAAGGACCCAGUAGAACGUGCACUCAUCAACCUGGCAACUGCGCAAGUUGAAUACUCUGAGGACCAGCAGGAAAUGGUUAAGAUGCCAAACACGUUCAGUGUUGUUACAAAACACAGGGGCUUUUUACUCCAGACUCUGGGAGACAGGGAAGUUCAUGAGUGGCUAUAUGCUAUCAACCCUUUGCUAGCAGGUCAAAUCAGAUCCAAGCUGGCACGAAGGCACCCUAUCAUCCACCCCAGUCUGCCAGGCCCACAGCCAGUAAUGCAAGUUGCAAAAUGAGAGAGUCAGUGCAUAUAGCAACAUGGGCUAGGUGGUCUAGUCAAAUCGGUUCUCUCCUUGUAUUAAAGUACCAACUUUUAAGAACGUUUGUGGACCAGAGCUCCUAGAGGUGCAAAGCCAUUCUGUACCAACAUAUGGUAAUGGUAAUAAUAUGUUAAAAUUGAAUGUGCACAAAACCAUGUCUCCUUGGUCUUGUAUGCUACAGAAUAAUUUUGCUGUGUUUGUAUUCUUUAAUUUGACAGAAAGUCAGAAAGUAGACAUCACAGUGAAUAUGAUGGUUCAAAUUUUUUACAUGGUAACAGGUGAGCUACAUACAGGCCAAUUGCAUGUAGUGCUCUUUCAGUGUUCAUCAUGCAUUACCAUAUGGUGGUAUGUAAUCAUCUGAGUGUGGUCACAGGAAGGCACACUACUCUCUUCCCUCAGUGGGUCCAACUAGUCAAUCCCUCUGACAUGGACCCACUCAUAUGCCUGCUCAUCAAAGUCUCUCUUUUCUUGCCUGUGUUCCAUUCUGUGUUGAACAAAUACCAAAUUUGACUGUUUUUAAAAUCAUUAUUUUUUAAAGCAUGUUGGAUUGAGAUAUUGUGCUUGUAAUAUCUGUAGAUAGGUCUGUAAGCCUGCUUCCGUUGGACACGUCACUGGACUAUUUUCAUCAUUGUUCAUGUAAGUUUCAUACUUAGUAGAUCUGCUUUAAGAGCUGGAGGAAUAUUUUGGAGAAAGUCACAAAUCACAAUAGGCAUACAACUUUAGAUAUAUUUCAGUAGUGCAAUUAUGAGCUUUAAAUUUGAAUGAUCUGUUGUCAAAUGGUUGUGAAGAAAAUACAGUAAUAGUUGAGCAGAUCAAGCAGCUGUAGUCAUAGAGUGCUGAGUGACUGAAUAUAUGUAAAUGUACAGCUCACUAAUAGAAACUCCACAUGCCUUGCAGAUGACUUAAAAAAAUAUUUAGGUGGAAGUAUAUGGUGGCAAAUUAAGCAGUCAGAUGUUACUUUUUUAAAAUUAGAGUUCUUUAACGAAUAUAUCAAAUUUUAUCAAGAUAUGAUUUGCCUAUUAGAAAUUGUGGGAUAUAUUAUUUUGUAAAUGAAUCUCUGUGGCCAAUGGAAGCAGGUGCUGGUACAUUACUGUGUCACUGUAUCUUGUCCUGCUCUAGUAAUUAAUGUAAUUGUGCAGCUGCUGCUACUUUUCCCACAAUUCUGAAUAUAACAUUAUUGUGCUUUAUGCUCGAAAUUCACUAAAUGCCAAGCGGAACUUGCAGGAAUAAUGCUCUCACUUUUCCUAUAUGUAAUAAAACGUGUUGUUUUGACACUGACUGGAAUCACGUACUGGAUAUAAAUAUAUAGUAGAGUGGAAGGACGUGAUAUACUUUGCAUACAUUCUACUUUAUUGCCUUUGGCAUUUGUUGUACUGUAAAUAAAACUGCAUAUUAUAAUAUAUAUAUAUAUAUAUGUAUUCCUUAUUAGUGUCAGUGGACGGUGCAAGUGUUUGAGAAAAAAAGUUUAGAGAGCUGUUCAUACUGGGUGCUCAGAAAGUAAGUCACCGUACUUUAGACCACCUAUGUACACAAAGAGUGAUUUGUUAAUGUUAAGCAUAACCUCAUGGUAUUAAGUGAUUCCAACAUGAGGAAGGUAUCUUAUUCUUUGGCAUGAUCUCAAUUUCAUUCAGUUCAGUUUUGUCUAUGUUUCUGCUUUACAUAAGAUUUGCUGACCAAAACAGAAUAUCUGAUGAUAGAUGUAAGGCCUUUUACUUGCUCACUGUCUGUUACUUUAAACAUCUGUCACAUAAAUAACAUAGUAUUCCAUCGGUAAGCAUGAUGUACAAGAUGGUGUUACUAUGUAAAUGUGAUCUACAGUCAGAGUUGUUUCAAAAGCAUAUCGGUGGUCUGGAAUACACCUCUUUACUUUCUGAUCAUUCAUUUAAUAAUGCUUAAACUGUUAAAAGAGUACUAUUGUACAGUAUUAUGUUUUAUGUUGUUUUGAAAGUCUUCAUUAUAGUAAUAAUAUAAUUUUUGCUGGCAUGUCAUCCUAUCAUUUUUUGUAUUUGCUUUAGAUUGCUGAUAGAAAAAGAUGGAUUGCUUGUUAAGAUUCAGACAAUUCGAAUUAUGAAAGUAACUAUCUUACAGUCUCUUGUUUUUUGAGUGCACCAUCUGUAUAUGCUGCAGUACAUGCCAAUAAUGCGGGGAAGGUCUCUCUGUCAGGGAAACAUUUUCUUUCCUUCCCCACUGAAGUAAGUUGACACACCUCAUGAGUGACUGAAAGCAACAGUUUCUUUGUUUGGAAAAUUUACACUGAUUUGUUAAAAUAUAUAUUUUUAUAAAAUGGUGAUAGAAAAUUGGAUAUAAACAAAGAUGAACUAUGCCUGCUUAAUUAGAAUGUAUUGUAUUCCAUGCUCUUAGUUAAGGGAAAAUGAGUAACAUGUAUACACGCAAUUAAAAGCAAAUUACAGUCUUUAAUGCAUGAAGGGUGCUUAUGAAAAUGUGUUAAAAAUUCUUGGAAUGCUGGUCAAGGUUUUUAUUUUAUUUAACAUCCAUAUGCAAAAAGCAGAUUGGUUGAUCCAUGGGUUAUUUAAUGACACUGUUUCAACUGCAUAGGUUGUUUAGUGUUGAGUUUCAUGAUAAAGUGAUCAUGUAUUGCAUGUAUUGUGAAAUGGGAAUGAUGACAGUAGGAGUAAUAUGUUUAUUUUUGUGCUUUCCUAGUGUUCACCUGGUGGGACUGAGGACUACCAUGAAAAAUCUUUGGCAGCAUAGUCAGUUCCCAACCAUGAUUCAAACUAGGCACUCCCCAAAUCUGAGUGAGGUGUGACACUACUCUGUUCCCUGACUCAGUUAGUGUGUAUAAAUUCAGUGCUUAGUUUUUUCUAAAAACUAAAGUUACUGUUUACUUACAUGGGGACUGGGGCACUUCUUUAUAUGUUUUUGUUGUCCUGAUAACGCAAAACAUCCUUAUUUUGAAGCUGUGAGUCUCUUUAGUGUUAUUGACACAUUAUAUCUAUAAGGAGUUCCAAAAUAGUGAGUGUAUAUAAAGUUUAUUUAUCUAUUUAUUUAUUUAAUUCAUGGUUUAUUUAAUGACAGUCGAUGUCUCAAAGUGUGUGCAGCAUCAACAUAAUACAUAAAACACCCACAUGUACAAAUUAGAUCUGAAGUGGUUGCAUUUAUGAUUUUAGGGAAAUUAAUUCUAAUAUAAGAAAACACAAAAUUAAUAUUCCCUUGAGUCAGUCGGUCAGGUCAGGUAAUAUGCUGCUGGGCCUCACCAGCACAGUCAUUCUUGGUUCUGAGUCCUACAGGACUCAUGACCAUAUUUUACUGUCUCAUGCCUCUGAGAGUCAUGCAGCUCUUCUCAGUGUCUUCAUGUUUUCAUAUGUAUCAGGUCAUCUCAGAUAUAUAAUAUCCAGAUGAGUUAGUUUGUACAGAUUUUAAAAUGUUAAAAAUUAUUAUUUUAAUAUAUUUUAUUGGCCUACUUUCUCCAUCUUCUGAAACAUAAACUUUUCAUAAAUAUUCAUCACCCUAUCUUAUAUUGAAUAGUCUAUACAUGUUCUAAGUAUCCUAAGUAAGUUUAUAUGAUUUGAGGUUCUUGCAGAAGUGAUUGUGAAGAAUUCUGUCCUUUUAAAUUGUGUAGUCCAGUAAAAGUCAGUUCACAUUUCAGAGGAACAAAUCACCUCCAUUGUCAGGGCUGAAAGGUAAGCCAAGGAAGAAACUGGCAUGAAACAGGCAGUAGCAACAGUGCUUGUUCCCUGCUUCAUGCUGAUUUCUUGCUUGACUUACUCUUCAGCCCUGAAGGUGGAGCUGACAUGUUUGCCCAGAACACUGGUUGCCUUUCACCAGGCUGCAUAAUGUUAUGUCCCAGGGGAUAUAAUUCUUCUGAAUUAAGUCUAAUUAACCCUUUUGCUGAUAUGAGAGUUCAGUUUCUACUGUGGAAAAAUGCUCUCUUUAAUGUGUGUUGCAGCUUUAUUUUGUGAUAAAGGAAGUUUAAAUAGAUCAGAUGCCUGUACUGGGUAUAGCAAGAAUCAUGCUUAUAUAUUUAACACUGAAGGAGGCAGAUGCUUUGGUGGAGUUCCCAGCGUGUUUUAAUUCACCAGACAGAUUUAAAUUAUUUGCUGUUCCAAUAUAAUCUGUAGUGUACCCUGUAAUCCUUCUCCCAUAUAAUAAGUGACAUUGCAAAUGAUGCAGAUAAAACCCAUUGUAUGAGAUUUAACAAAGAUGCUGACCUCUGUGAUAUUUAAUGAAGUAUAUGCUUUACUAUAAUUCUAGUAUUAUGUAGAGUUAUUGAACAGUCUUUGUCUUUGAAGGUAGCAUAUAUAGUGCUUCUGAUACUAAAUUUACUCACAGUUCCUCAUUGUCUACACAUUCAUAUCAGGCAUACUGUAUAAGAGUUUCCUGUUGACAAAAGGUUGUGGCAGAAUUAGGUGAAGCAUGGAAUGGGUAAAGCCCAAUGAACGACAUUCCUGAGUGUAUUUUAUUCUAUUUGAGUGUGCAUCCUGUUGAGGCUCAUGCCUAGCAUGCCUUAAUUUGCCACUCUCUGGGAGUUUACAGUCCUUCCCUGUCAUAACAAACCUGGCAGAUGCAGUACUCAUACUCAGACUGCUGUGAUACUGUGUAUGUGUUUUAUCCAGUAAAGUUGGAACAUUGCAUCUACGAGUAAUUCAGAUGUGAGAAGAAUCUGCACACAAUUUUCAUCUAGACUGACACCUUCAUAUGUACAUUCAUAUAUAGUGGACUGCUGCAUUUUCCAGUUUGUUUUUGUAUGAUGAAUAUUAUUUUGAAGUAGUGGAACCAUGUGCAAAAUUCUUCAGACAUAUCUUACUGUCUGAAAUGUUUAACUGGCUUUGUUUAUACAUUUAAUCAAGAAACUUUGUUUCACUUUGGUUAGAAUUAUAUCUCUAAUGUAUGUGCCAUAUUUUCAAAUUUCAUAAUGAACAUGUUGAGGCAGUCAAAUUGUUCAGUAUUGCAGUUACGUGUUUUUAGACACAGCUUUAUAAUCUUUGUUCCUGAAAAAAUGCUGGUCAUUUUUAUUUGUUUCUAUAUUGUCAUGAUAAUUAUUUUAAAUUUCAUGAUAUAUUAUGUAAAUUAAUUGUAUAUUAUUUUAUAAAUUAUUUAUGUUAAAGCUCUGGAAAGCUAUGUAAGUGGAAUAAAUAAAAACCAUAAAAAUAG
This is a messenger RNA of Cryptotermes secundus, 10397 nucleotides long. RefSeq names its product kinesin-like protein unc-104 (gene unc-104). The record is from RefSeq and is a predicted model, not a curated record. Gene Ontology annotation, molecular function: microtubule binding; ATP binding; microtubule motor activity. NCBI's taxonomy places the organism in Eukaryota, Metazoa, Arthropoda, Insecta, Blattodea, Kalotermitidae. Gene Ontology annotation, biological process: microtubule-based movement.